This is a messenger RNA of Linderina pennispora, 335 nucleotides long. RefSeq lists its product as uncharacterized. The transcript has a single exon. The record is from RefSeq and is a predicted model, not a curated record. Lineage: Eukaryota; Fungi; Kickxellomycota; Kickxellomycetes; Kickxellales; Kickxellaceae. The annotation marks the transcript as partial.
CGAUUGUCCACCCCCAGCUUGCCUGGAUGCGCUGUGGCAUGUAAGCCACCAGCGUAGCAAGAGUUUUCGAACGCCGAAUGUCUGGGCAGCAGCCCAAGAGCGUCCAUGUCCGUGACUCAACUCCCCCGUCCUCGGUCUUCAUGCCAGUCAUCAAAGGAUGCGCUGCGCGGAUCGCCCCUGCUGCAUCCUAUCACAAACCAUUUAGUAGUCAAACCACUGAGAUGGCAGUUUCGGAGUCCACGGUUGGGGGCUUGUCGGUGGGUGACCUUCUAGUGAAGAAAGAAAGCGCAUAAAUUGCAACUGCACCAGCUGCUUUUCAGUCUGCUCUUCCUGAG